Molecule: messenger RNA, 3689 nt
Organism: Didymodactylos carnosus
Lineage: Eukaryota; Metazoa; Rotifera; Eurotatoria; Philodinida; Philodinidae
Source: the annotation of a GenBank genome assembly
AUGUUGAACACUUACAGUUCUAUUGGUUCCCUUUACUGUAAAUUGAAAAGGUACGAACAAGCUCGUCAACAAUAUGAAAAAAAAUUACAAUUUAUCAACAAUGAUGAUCAAAAUGGCAUUGGUUUGUGUUAUAUACAAAUGGGUUGGUGUUAUAUGCGAGAAAAAUCGACUGAUCAGGCUCUCGAUUAUUACUUAAAAAGUUCAAAGUUAUGUUCAGAAAGCUCAACGUUACUUGAUGCCUAUUUAGGGUUAUGUGACUGUUAUUUUAGUAAAAAAGAUUUUGAUCAAGCUUUAGUUUACUAUAAUAAAGCAAUAGAAUAUACUGAAGAUAAAGAAGUAGCAAGAAAAAUUAAUUUAUUUAUGGGUAAAAGUGAGUGUUACCAACAUAAAUUAGACUAUGAACAAGCAUUAGAAGAAUACAAAACCUGUUUGAAAUUAAUUAUAUUAAACGACGAUAAUAAACAACAGCAGUCAAUUGUUAAAGUCUUACUAAACAGCAAUAAAAGUAACAAUGAUGAUGAUACAAAUGAUAUAGUAUAUUAUACCGACUUAAUUGAUGAUAAUCAAAUUGAAAAUGAUCAGCUGGCAACGAUAUAUAACGAUAUUGGAUUUUGUUAUUAUAAACUGAAUUUCUACUUAUUAUCAUUAAAAUAUUACAAAAAAAGUUUAUAUUUAUAUUCAACUGCAACAACUAUGACAGAACAACAACAAAAACUAAAUUGUAAACUACUCAGUAUCAUAAGCUCUCUCUAUUCAAUUCUAAGUAAUAAUAAAAUGGCACUCGACUAUGCAUUUAAAUAUUUACGAAUAUUAGAAGCAAUUGAACUGCGUCAAAAUCAAGAACAAAUUGAACUAGCUAAUUGCUAUAAUAAUAUCGGGUGGUACUACUAUUCGGAUGAUGAACAUAAAUUAGCCUUAGAUUAUUGUCAAGAAGCAAUUGAUUUAUAUCAACAACUGACUCUUGAAACUGUAGAUGAACAACAAAAUUAUGCCAAUGCUUGGAGCUCUUUAGCUGUUAUUUAUUACGAUUUAGAUCAAAUUUCAGAAUGUUUCGAUUGUUGUCAAAAGUCAAUGAAAAUAUUUUAUAAAACAUCAACAACUUCCCAUGGUGCUGUAGGUUUUAAUUAUGAACUCUAUGCUAAUUUGCAUCUUAAAAACGGACAACGUUGGGUGGCUGAAGAAUUCUAUAGAAAAGCAUUGAACAUAAUUAAGACUCAUGCACCAUUUGAACUACAAGCGAUUACUAGAAUUGAAAAUAACUAUGAAGUACAUUUUUCUUUUCGAUUAUGCUUAAAAACUUCAUUGGUCGGUAUCUUAAUUUCACUGGCUGUAGAGCCCUGUCAGGUAUUAACAGAUCAAACAAUACCAGCAUCAGAAAAGUUUUAGUUCACUCUACAAAGUGCAAAUAAAUACAUUAGAAAAGUUUUUUUAGUAAGCUGCCUGUAAUUUGAAGUUUCCAUGACUUUUUCUUUCUGAUAUACUUAUACAUGGUUGGAUAGAAGACAUCGGUGCCUUCAAGGUAAAGUAACAAGCGAUGGGUGGUUCGGCGGAAGCGAAGUUAGUUUGAUUUCGAAUGAUUUCUCAUAUGACGAUAAGGCGUUUUGAUUAUCCCCCAUAGAGAUAUUCGCCAGCUUUAUGGUAGGCAGUUCUAGUAAAAUCGAUUCGCUAUUUUCGUAUUUUGGAUGUUAGACUUAAGUUUCUAUGGAAGAUGGUGCCUCGAAUCCAAUGUGAUGGUAAUAUCAAAAUCUGAUUCCAUCAGUGUACCCAUCUAACAUGAUUAAAGUUGUCAUCACCCGAAUUUAAAGUAAUGAUUGUAAAGGUGAAAACACGAAACAUACGAAAGCAGCUAUUUUUUUCAAGUUUAAAACCAGGAUGAAUUUUGUCAUAAUUACGCUCGAGUCAGUCGCAUAUAUUAGAAACUACUAACUAUAUAAGUAAUUGGUGGAGAAAAAGCUGUUGCCGAAAAUUGUAUUAUGCUGUUGUACGUUAUGAUAUAGCAAACAAGUUAGAAUACAUGUGAAUUUUAACAUGAAUGACAUUCUAUGACGGGUUUCUUUUCUAUUCGAGAACCUUACAAUUCUGAUUUAAAUGUGAAAAAACGUCGAUUUGCCUGUAAGACGUAAUAAUCUAAACAUUAACAUGAAGAUUCCGAAGAGUCAGGUGUUUAUGCAUAACAACAAGGUUAGGGAAUGUCUCAGUCUUUAUUAAAACAUUCGAUUCACCAUAAAUGCUUUUCUUUACUUUGAUAAAUAAAGUAGAAAGUGGAAGAAAUUUUUCUUAUUCCAUACGAAAAGAUCUUAAUCAUUGUUUAUUACGCAAUUUGUUCACCAAAGCUUGAUUAUCUAUUACUUCCGAAUGGUCAGGACCGAAAGCUAAACGAGCGCUAUGAACAGAACGCUCGGCAUGUUUGAGAGCACUAGUGAUGAGUGGUCGGGUGGGAGUUUUUUUACUUGAAUUGAAAGUGCCUUUUCGUAAAACAGAAGAGCAUUUGGCUUAUCUCCUAUUGAAGCGUAAGCAACUGCAAUAUUGUUAUAGUUGAUUGCCAAAUCAAGAUCAUCUGGAGGCGCCGAUUUUUCGCGAAUUUCAAUUGGUUUCUUAUAAAACGCGACUGCAUUUGAGCAAUCUUGCAUCGAAUAAUGUAGAGAUGCAAUACUAGUACAGAUUGUAGCCAAGGAUGGGUCAUCGACUGCAAGCUUUUUUAAUCGAAUUCCAAGUGCCUUUUCGUAAAACAGAAGAGCAUUUGAUUCAUCGUUCAUUGAACUAUAAGCGACAGCAAUGUUGUUAUAAUUAGUUGACAGCGAUAAAUCAUCCCGAGUUAACAAUUUCUCUUCAAUCGUAAUCGCUUUCUUAUAAAAGAUAACAGCAUUCGAAUAGUUCUUCAUCGAAUAAUGUAGAGAUGCAAUUCUAGUGUAGAUUGUAGCUAAUGUUGAAUCGUUCGUGGUAAAAGAUUGUUCUUGAAUGGCUAGUGUCUUUUCAUAAAACGCAAGUGAAUUUAUAUUAUCUCCCAUUAAUCUAUAGGCAACAGCGAUAUUGUUGUAGGUGGUUGUCAAUGUCAAGUCAUCACUAGCGAGAGAUUUUUCUCGAAGUUGAAGUGCUUUUUUGUAGAAAGAGACAACACUCGAGUAGUUUCCCAUCUCAUGAUACGCUAAAGCGAUGUUGCUAUAAGUUGUAGCAAGCGUUACAUCAUCAGAAGAGAUCUUUUUCUUGAAUAUCAAGUGCUUUCUUGUGAAAUGAGAGUGCCUUUAAGUAGUCUUUCAUCGAAUAAUAUACUAAUCCAAUAUUGUUGUAUGAAGUACCCAAAUCUUGGUGAUCGUCAGGAAGUGAUUUUUGUUCAAUUUGAAGCGCUUUUUCAUAAAACGAAAGUGCAUUCUGAUAAUCGUUCAUCUCGUAAUAGACUAAACCCAUGUUGUUAUACGUAAUAGCCAAAUUACGAUUCUUAGGAUUAUGAGAUAUGCUUUGUAUUUUAAGUGCUUUUUCAAAAAACGGAAGAGCAGUAGAAUACUCUUUCAUCGAACGAUGUGUUGAUCCAAUUUUGUUAUAAGUCGCGGCUGCUACAUCAGAUUGACUGAGAUGAGGCGUUUUUCGACAGAUUUCAUAUGCUUUUUGAUAUAAAGAAAGUGCAGUGGAGUUAUCGCCCAUGGAAUGAUGAAUAGAAUCAAUAUUGUUGUAUGAAGUAACAAGUGAUGGGU